AUGGCCAUCUCCAAGAAUAACCCCAUCCUUAAGAACCACUUCCGGAAGAACUGGCAGGAGCGUGUCAAGACCCACUUCGACCAGGCCGGCAAGAAGGUCUCUCGCCGCAAUGCCCGUGCCAAGAAGGCUGCCGCUGUCGCUCCCCGUCCUCUUGACCUUUUGCGUCCCGUUGUCCGUUGCCCUACUCUGCGUUACAACCGCAAGACCCGUGCCGGCCGCGGUUUUUCCCUUGAUGAGCUCAAGGCUGCUGGUAUCCCCCGCAACUACGCCCGCACCGUCGGUAUCGCUGUCGACCACCGCCGUCAGAACCGCUCCGUUGAGGGCUUUGAGCUCAACGUUGCCCGCUUGAAGGACUACAAGGCUCGUCUUAUUGUCUUCCCCCGCAAGGCUGGCAAGCCCAAGAAGGGCGAUGCUUCCAAGGCUGACAUCGAGGCUGCUACCCAGGUUACCAUUUCUGCCGCCUUCCCCAUCGUCAAGGAGACCAUCGAGAUCACCACUGCCCCCGUCUCUUCUGUUCAGACCACCGAUGCUUACCGCACCCUCCGUCUGGCCCGCUCUGAGGCUCGUUACGCCGGUGCUAAGGCUGCCCGUGCUAAGGCCAAGGCUGAGGCUGAGAAAUAA
Molecule: messenger RNA, 621 nt
Organism: Wickerhamiella sorbophila
Lineage: Eukaryota; Fungi; Ascomycota; Dipodascomycetes; Dipodascales; Trichomonascaceae
Product: 60S ribosomal protein L13
Exons: 1
Coding region: 1-621 (206 amino acids)
Biological process (GO): translation
Cellular component (GO): ribosome; cytosolic large ribosomal subunit
Molecular function (GO): RNA binding; structural constituent of ribosome
Source: RefSeq, a predicted model, not a curated record